Molecule: messenger RNA, 4388 nt
Organism: Columba livia (rock pigeon)
Lineage: Eukaryota; Metazoa; Chordata; Aves; Columbiformes; Columbidae
Gene: PIWIL2
Product: piwi like RNA-mediated gene silencing 2
Exons: 21
Coding region: 1-2853 (950 amino acids)
Biological process (GO): regulatory ncRNA-mediated gene silencing
Cellular component (GO): P granule
Molecular function (GO): piRNA binding; RNA endonuclease activity; protein binding
Source: RefSeq, a predicted model, not a curated record
AUGCCCGACUCUCCCGCCCACCAAAGGGGCGUGGUCCGGGGGUGUGUGGGCGUGUCCGCGCCUGCGCAGUGCGGCGUGCGGCGGCGUGCCCGGCGCUCCCGCCGGUUCCUCGACGCGGCGCCCAUGGAUCCCCCGCGGCCCUUCCGCCUGCCCGGCCCCGCCGCGGGCCCCGCUCCCCCGGCCAGGCUGCGGGGGCUCCCGGGCCGCGCUCAGCGCCUGGCCCACCCCCAGCCGCCGCUCUCCGCCAUGCUGUGCGAGCUGGGGCUGGGCGAGCGGCCCUGCCCGCCGCUGGAGGCGGGGGACUGGCCCAUGGGUGUGGAGGAGGCUCUGGCACGGCCCAGCCUGGCCAUGGAGGAUGAGGAGGGGUUGGUGGCACUUCCCACACGUGGGCGGAUCCUGUGGCGGGGCAGAGGGGACGCGCUGCCCGUGCCCCCCGGCAGAGACGCGGCCGUGCCGUCCCGUGGGAAGCCCAGCAUCGCCACCACACCCGUGCUGCGCCCACCAGGAUCCCGGCCCUCCUGGCCGCCCACGUCCACCGCAGCGCACCCCCAGCCUGCCAGCAAACCCACACCGGGGACGAAGCCGGUGGCGAAGGGAACCACUGUAUCCGUGGGGCUGAACUCGGUUAAAAUCCACUGCCAGAACGAAGCCGUCUAUCAGUACCACGUCACCUUCAGCCCCGAGGUGGAGUGCAGGAGCAUGCGCUUCGCUAUGCUGAAGGAGCACCGGGAGGUGACCGGGGACGUCACUGCCUUCGAUGGCUCCAUCCUCUUCCUGCCCAUCCUGCUCCCCCAGACCGUCAGACUGAAGACACAGAGGAGAAGUGACGGCGAGGAGGUGGCCAUCACCAUCCAGAUGACCAAGGUCCUUGAGCCCAGCUCGGAUCUCUGCAUCCCCUUUUACAACGUGGUUUUCCGGAGGGUGAUGAGAAUCUUAGAUCUGAAGCUUGUUGGGAGAAAUUUCUUUGAACCCACCCAGGCCACCAUAGUUCAGCAUUACAGGCUGCAGAUUUGGCCGGGAUACUCCGUCAGCAUCCGCAAGAAAGACGGCGGCCUCUUCCUCUUGGUCAACUCCAUCCACAAAGUCGUCCGCAGUGAUUCCGUCCUGAAUGUCAUGCACAGCAUCUACAAGCAAGACCCCAACAGCUUCCAGGAUGAGUGCACCAAGCAGCUGGUGGGCAGCGUGGUCAUCACCCGCUACAACAACCGCACCUACCACGUGGAUGACAUCGACUGGAACAAGACCCCGAGGGACAGAUUCACCCUGGCAAGCGGCGAGGAGGUCACGUUUGUGGACUACUACCGCAAAGCCUACGGGAUCACCAUCAAGGAGCUGGACCAACCGCUGCUCAUCCACAGGCCCAGGGAAAAGCAGACGCCAGCUGGGAGGCGUCAGCUGGACAUGGUCCUGCUGGUGCCGGAGCUCACCUUCAUGACCGGCAUCCCCGAGAUGAAGAACAGCCGAAUGUUGAAGGACGUGACGCGGGAGAUGCUGCAGAGCCCCAGCCAGCACUACGCCAGUCUCAUCAACCUCCUGCGCAGGAUCACGGACAACGCGGACGCCUCGGGGGAGCUGAUGCGCUGGGGGCUCCGCCUGGACCCCAACAUCCACUGGACGCAGGGGCGUGUCCUACCCAUGGAGAGGAUCAACCUGCGGUACAGCUCGUUCAUCCCCAACGAGGAGCUGAGCUGGAACAAGGAGAUCACGCAAGAAGCCCCGAUCUCGGCGAUCUCCAUGAACUACUGGGUGCUGGUUUACCCCAAGCGGCUGCAGGACGUGUCCAGGGAGCUGACGGCCACCAUGGAGCGCUCCUGCGGCUCCAUGGGCAUGCACGUGGGCCCGCCCGCCAUUCUGGAGCUGAAGGACGACCGCAUCGAGACCUACACCAAGACCAUCCGGGGCAUUUUGGGGAGCGAGGACAAGGUGCAGCUGCUCCUGUGCAUCAUCUCCGGCAACCGCGACGAUCUGUACGCGGCCAUCAAGAAGCUUUGCAGCAUCCUGUCCCCGGUGCCCUCCCAGGUCAUCAACGCCCAGACCCUCAUGGGGCCGGUGGGGAAGAUGAGGAACGUGGUGCAGAAAGUGCUGCUGCAGAUCAACUGCAAGCUGGGCGGCGAGCUCUGGGGGGUCGAUAUCCCCCUGAAACAGCUGAUGGUCAUCGGCAUGGACGUCUACCACGCCCACAACAAAGGGCUGCGCUCCGUCAUCGGCUUCGUGGCCAGCAUGAACCCCAUCCUCACCAAGUGGUAUUCGCGGGUGGUGUUCCAGAUGCCGCACCAGGAGAUCGCCGACAACCUGCGCCUCUGCCUGGCCGAUGCCCUCCAGCACUUCUACGAGAUGAACCACUGCUUGCCCAAGAAGCUGGUGGUGUACCGGGACGGCGUGUCCGACAGCCAGCUCGACACUGUGCUCAAGUACGAGAUCCCGCAGAUGCAGCGAUGCUUCGAGACCUUCGAGAGCUACCAGCCGCGCAUGGUGGUGCUGGUGGUACAGAAGCAGGUCAGCACCAACUUCUACACCGGCGCGUCCGAGCCCUUCACGGCGCCCCCGCCCGGCACCGUCAUCGACCACACGGUCACCAGCUCACAGUGGCAGGAUUUCUUUCUGCUCGCCCACCGGUCGCGCCAGGGCUGCAGCGUCCCCACGCGCUACGUCUGCGUGCUCAACACGGCCCAGCUCAGCGCUGAGCACCUGCAGAGGUUGACUUUCAAGCUGUGUCACCUGUACUGGAACUGGCCGGGCACCGUGCGCGUCCCAGCGCCCUGCAAAUACGCGCACAAGCUGGCGUUCCUGGCCGGCCAGGUCCUGCACCACGAGCCCGGCGCUCAGCUCCGCGACAGGCUCUUCUUCCUAUAGCCGCCCCGCUGGCAACGGGAAGGGGGAACAGCGCGAUUUUGGGGGUUCCGCACCCCCGGGAGCUCAGGGUUGGAUUCCCUUACAUGUAGGGGGGGGUUUGUAUGUCUAAUUUAUUUCUGCGCUUGGGUUCACGGUUGGGUUGAGGAGGAUGCUCGGGUGGUACCCGGAGCCACCGGGGUUUGGCUCAAUGGGAAUAAACCCGGAGCAAAACCCUGCACUGGUUUCCAAUCCUCCCAGCAAAGGGAUCGGAGCAAAUAAGCCCUAAAAGUGGCGCAGCUCAUCCCUGCAAAUCCAAACAUUUCCGUUGGGUUUCCCCAAAAUCCGAGGUUUCUUCUAUUUCUCCACAAAUCCAAAGAUUUAUCGUAUCUUUUUCCCCCAAAUCCAAAGAUUUAUGCUAUUUCCCCCCCCCAAAAUCCAAAGAUUUAUGCUAUUUUUUUCCCCUAAAAUCCAAAUAUUUGUGGUAUUAUUUCCCCCCCAAAUCCAAAGAUUUAUACUAUUUUUUUUUCCCCCCAAAUCCAAAUAUUUUGGGUAUUUUCCCCACCCAAAAUCCAGAUAUUUUGGGUAUUAUUUCGCCCCCAAAUUCAAAUAUUUUGGCUAUUUUCCCCACCCAAAAUCCAAUUAUUUUGGGUAUUAUUUCCCCCCCAAAAUCCAAAGAUUUCUGCUAUUAUUUCCCCCCAAAAUCCAAAGAUUUCUGCUAUUAUUUCCCCCCAAAAUCCAAAGAUUUAUGCUAUUUUUCCCCCCUAAAAUCUAAAGAUUUAUGCUAUUUCUUCCCCCCAAAAUCCAAAGAUUUCUGGUAUUAUUUCCCCCCAAAAUCCAAAGAUUUAUGCUAUUUCCCCUCCAAAAAAUCCAAAGAUUUAUGCUAUUAUUUCCCCCCAAAAUCCAAAGAUUUCUGGUAUUACUUUCCCCCAAAUCCAAAGAUUUAUGCUAUUUUUUUGCCCCCCCAAAUCCAAAGAUUUCGGGUAUUAUUUCCCUCCAAAAUCCAAAGAUUUCGGGUAUUAUUUCCCUCCAAAAUCCAAAGAUUUCGGGUAUUAUUUCCCCCGAAAUCCAAAGAUUUCCGAUGUUUCUUCCCCCAAUCUCUUGCUCCCAGUUUCAAACUCCUUCCUUUGCUUUUCGAGCUCCGGUUUCUCAAACCCGGCUCCGGUUUGGCUGCUCGGCGCCUCCUUCAGCAUCCACUGGCUUUUCAAGAACCCUUUCUCAUCAUCAUUAUUAUUAUUACAUCUUAUUUCAUGCUGGUGGAGGGGCCGCUCGAGAUCCCGGGGCCAAAACCUCCUGUUUGAGUUGGUAUUCCGGCUGUUCUUUUGCCAUAUUUGAGCCUAUGGAGCCUGAAGCUAUUUGGGGGCUGCAGAGCAAGAGCACCCCCAAAAUCACCCAUAUUUCACCUGCGUGAGCACCGGUAUGAUUUGGGGUACAGUGGGAGCGCCCCCCCCACACCUCUCCCCUCCUUUUAAUGGGGAAAGGUUAGCAAUAUUUGCAUUUAUUACUUUUUCUGCUGUACCUAUAGUUUUGGGUUGACUUCAAUAAAAGUGUUGCUGGCA